Molecule: messenger RNA, 3721 nt
Organism: Tachysurus vachellii
Lineage: Eukaryota; Metazoa; Chordata; Actinopteri; Siluriformes; Bagridae
Gene: mlxip
Product: MLX interacting protein
Exons: 17
Coding region: 263-2752 (829 amino acids)
Biological process (GO): regulation of transcription by RNA polymerase II
Cellular component (GO): nucleus
Molecular function (GO): DNA-binding transcription factor activity, RNA polymerase II-specific; RNA polymerase II cis-regulatory region sequence-specific DNA binding; protein dimerization activity
Source: RefSeq, a predicted model, not a curated record
AGCAACCCAGAAGUCUCGAGGCUCUCAUCGCUAAAGCCCUGCAGGACUGUGCGCGUGUGAGUGUCGGUUAGAGAACUGAAGAAAACGGGUGGGUUUAUAAAGUAAAGCUCUGCUCCGCGAAAAUGAGCCGGAAGCGUGUUAUUCGUUUCCGAAGGACUUUACAAGAACCGGGAAGUCAGUAGUAUGAAAUAUCGCGUAUCAGUCAGACAGAUCGGCUGAAGAGUUGCUGAACAAAGAGCGGAGAGGAGGAGGAGGAGGUGUAAUGGCGACCCGCUCACACAGACGAGUCGAUUCGAACAUGACUCCGGAGCAGCACGACGACGACUCCGACACCGAGGACACACACCUCGGACUGAAGAAAUCAGACGGACGAGAGCCGCAGAUCAUCCACAGCGGUCAUUUUAUGGUUUCAACCCCUCACAUCGAGCAUCCGCCGAAGAAAGGCUACGACUUCGACACGGUUAAUAAACAAACUUGUCAGACUUAUCACUUCGGGAAGUCGAGCGCGUCGCAUCUCUCCAUAGACGCGUCUCUCACCAAACUGUUCGAGUGCAUGACCCUCGCGUACAGUGGUAGAUUGGUAUCCCCAAAAUGGAAAAACUUCAAGGGCCUGAAACUUCUCUGGAGGGACAAGAUUCGCCUGAACAAUGCCAUCUGGAGAGCUUGGUACAUUCAGUAUGUGGAGAAACGAGAGAAUCCAGUCUGCCAUUUUGUUACACCUUUGGAUGGGACAAUGGAUUCAGGAGUCCAUCGACCUGCAGAGGCAAUAGCUACAGAAGGAAAAUACUGGAAGAGACGAAUCGAAAUCGUUCUCCGAGAGUACCAUAAAUGGAGGACAUACUUCAAAAAAAGGUUACAGAAGCACAAAGACGAUGAUCUUUCCAGCCUUCUCAAGGGGGCAGAGGAGCAGUUCUUGCUUUUUGGCGAAGUGCAUCCCGACAUCCUUCGUAUGCCCUCCUGUCAGGAAGAUGAGGCAGAAGGGUUUUUCCGCCGCAGCUCGCGCAGAAGCCAGGAUUCUCCUGCGCCCAUGGAGAUGGACCCCAUCUUUGACAUGGAUGUACUCAUGUCCGAGUUCUCUGACACGCUCUUCUCUACGCUUUCUUCUCACCAGCCUAUUGCUUGGCCUAAUCCUAGAGAGAUCGCACAUGCAGGUAAUGCAGACAUGAUCCAGCCUGGACUCAUCCCACUGCAGCCCAACUUGGACUUCAUGGACACUUUCGAGCCUCUUCAAGAUCUGUUUCACUCCUUGCGUCAGCCCUCCUACCCCACUACCUCACCCACUGCCCCAACCACCACUCCCUUAUCCAGCAGCAGUAGCAGCACUCAAACACAGACUUCGUUGUUGUCUCCGAUUAACUUGCCCACAGAACUGUCCAUCUCUCUGACCCCAAGUCAUCCUUCAUUACCCAGUCGGGACAACAUAAGCUCUGUAGGCCGUGCCUUCCAACAGGACUACAUGCCUCUUUUUACAGAACAAAUAGUGCCCUCAUCUGCUGCAGCCUCCAUCAUGCCACCACCGGCCCCACUGCCUCCUCCACCCUCCCACUCACUGCAGUGCCAGACCACACCCAGGAGCCUCUCUCCAUCCAUGGGCAAACACACUGGCUCAUCCUCAGUGACAUCCAGGUCAACCUUCACCCUUUCACCCAGACCUCCUCGCCAAGACCAGGCUAUCCCGUGUAUCUCUUUGCCCCCACAGCCACAGAGCUUUGCCCUGCCAAGACCCAUCCAGCCCGUUGGCUCUGCUAAAAAGAGCCGCCACGUGCCCAUAGUCCCUGCUGCUCCAGUUCAAUCACCUCGCCUCAUACUGACAGGAACUGCUGGUGCUGUUCUUGUCACUCAGUCGCCUCUUAAAACCGAUGUGCCCUCUACUGCUGGUGUGGUCAUCACCUCCGCCAGUAUUCCACACGUAACCGGAUCUGGCUUCCACAUUCUCCCAAGUCAGAACUCUGCUCAGCACAUUGUGCCUAAAGAGGAAACGACCUUAUCCAGUAAUAAGGGCUCUGUUCCUGUAGCUUGUGCAGCAUUAGAUGGACGAACCUCUGGACAAGGUUCACCUUUAGGGGCAGAGCAGGUCCCGAGCCCACAGUCUCCUCUCAGCAGCUGCACUUCAGUCCUGGCAAAGAAUGAACCCAAUCCGAAUCAUCGUGUGAAACACAAAUCGGCUGAGCAGAAACGCAGAUCCAACAUCAACAUUGGCUUCAAGACGCUGUGCAGCCUGGUUCCCUCUCUCAAAUCACAAUCCAAUAUCAGCAAUGCUACAACCCUUCAGAAGACGGUGGAUUACAUCGGAAAGCUGCAACAGGAGAGACACCAAAUGCAGGAGGAGACGAGGAGACUGCGGGAGGAAAUCGAGGAGCUCAACGCAUCCAUCAGUUUGUGCCAGGAACAACUUCCAGCCACAGGGGUCCCCAUUACACGCCAUCGAUUUGAUCACAUGAAGGAGAAGUUUGAUGAGUAUGUAAAGAAUAGAACUCUGCAGAACUGGAAGUUUUGGAUAUUUAGCAUCAUCAUUAAGCCUCUGUUUGAGUCCUUCAAUGUGAAAGUGUCAACCACCAACAAGAGCAAGUUGUGUGAGACUACCAUGCAGUGGCUGGACCGAGACUGUGCGCUGCCUGUCCUCAGACCCAUGGUUUUAGGGACACUGAGACAGCUAAGCACCACCACGUCCAUCCUGACUGACCCAACACUCCUUCCAGAAGAAGCUAAGCAGGCCGUUGUUAACUCCAGACAGCACUCCACAAAGUCCUAGCCUCUUACCUGCUUUCAGAUCAUGAUCGAACUUGGAUAUUUCUCACCAAGCCUCAGCAGUUUUGUUCAGACAGAACAUUGGGAUACAUCCUGAACAGUGAUAUUUCUGUGCAGUUAGGUAAAUCUUAAUAAACAACACUAGAGGAGUGUUCUUCCGUGUCAUCCUCAAUACGAGGGAACCUUUUUUUAACAGUGUUAAAAGGGCUGCUAUAGACAUAACCUACGUUUGAUGUAAAGGGAAACAGAAGUAAAGUGCUAACGGUAUAAAAGGUUCAAAAGGGAAUAGACUUAACAGAGUUCACCGGUUGAUACGGAUAUCAUCUUCGGCUUGUAAUCCUAACAGCGAUGUUUUUUAAAUGACUUUCCAAAGUGACUUUAAUACAAGCAGUUUGAGGGUGUCGAGCUCCAUCAGAGGCAGUCUUCCAAUCUGAGGAUCUUGUGAUUGCUGACCUUGCAGUUCAAUCAAAGUGUUUCUUGCACUAUACCCUUACAUGAGUUUGUUCAUUUUAAGCCUUAUAGAGACUCUUUUUAAGCACUAGUAACAAAUGUAAGUUGUUUUUUUGUUUGUUUUGUUUUGUUUUUUAUUUCUGGACAUAAAGCCUUUUCUGUCUUCCCGGCUGUGAGAUUAAUCCUGUGAUUAAGCUCCCUCGUGUCUUAUUCUUAUUUUAGAGCAUCAGUUAUGUAAGGUUUAUUUAGAUUUGCCUGUUCACUAAAGAUAAGCCUUUAUAUAGAACAGGGCUACGAAUAAACUUGCUAACAUAAUAUCUUUUAUUUUUUAUUAUUUUUUUGUAGUCACAAUUCCAAGAAUAUUGGGUUCUGAAAAAAAACAACAACAAAGCUCUGAUGCUGUUUACUGCUGAAUUGAGUGUGUUGGAGUUUUCUGUAUCGUGUAGCAGCAUUGAGUUGCAUUUGCUCCUCAGGUGUUUCCAGAACUAUCUGAACUGUUAAAUAAAAUGUACGCAUGAACAAA